AUGGAUCCAAUCGUUCUACCACCGAGAAUGUUCGCCGCCAGCGAGGAACCAUUGGGCGAGCGUAGCAACUCUUACCACAAAAUCAAGAAGACGGAGAUGAUUAUUGACGCUCUCGAACCAGAGGAGUUAGAGUUCUUGCGAAACUCCACCUUCGGGAAGAUCCUUGCCAUUGACGAGAAUCCUCCAUUCUCUGGUACGUUUGGUCAGUACAUUAUUGUGAGGCUCUUGAAAGUUAACAAAAAGUACGAGAUCUGGAUCUUGUUUGCCGGAACCCCUGGUAGGAUGUCUCUGUGGGAGUUUGCGAUAGUGACUGGUCUGAAUUGUGAUAAGAAGAAGAAGAAGAAAAACCCACUCAACGAGAAGCUCUAUUGGAACGAGCUUUUUGGUUCUCUGAAUUCUUGUACCGUCGACACUGUUAUUGAUAUGCUGAAGAAAAUGAUUGUCAAAGACAGAGACACUAGGAUUAAAUUCGCAUGCCUUGCCAUCACGUCUUCAGUCUUGUUUCCCUCCUCGCAUACUCCUCGUAUAUUACCGGAGCAUGUUGAAAUGAUCAGAGACCUCAAUGAAUUUCUUGCAUACCCAUGGGGCAGAGCUUCAUAUCUGACGCUCAUCACAUCUAUUAUAUCGAAUGAUGAGAUAGCUCUAUCUCAGGUGUCUGUAGCUAUAAGGGGUUAUGUCGAUGCUAUCCAACUUGUGCUACUUGCAGCCACACCACAAUUGAAGGAAGAAAUUACAUAG
Messenger RNA from Brassica oleracea var. oleracea, 738 nucleotides. RefSeq lists its product as uncharacterized. The record is from RefSeq and is a predicted model, not a curated record. The coding region runs from base 1 to 738 and encodes 245 amino acids. The transcript has a single exon. NCBI's taxonomy places the organism in Eukaryota, Viridiplantae, Streptophyta, Magnoliopsida, Brassicales, Brassicaceae.